GGGGUGGAGGGGCACAUGGUUGCAUUCCAAGGCGCGUUUCGUUAUCAUCCAGUACCUAAACUACCUUGUUGAGAUACACGCCCGCUAUCUCUGCUACCUAUCUUGUGUGUUGAGAAUUUUGCAUCUCAUAAGGUGUGCAUUCAUUGACACCAGCAGUCGACUGUUUAGACUUGUGAGACUCGAUCGCCGCCCCCCUGCGUCGGACAACUCUGCUGGACGACGUCACUCACUCAUCCGCUUAGGCCAUCGCGCCCUGACUCACCUCCUCUAGUUCAUCUCAUCUCACAACUCAAUAACUUCAUCUCGGAUUAUUGCCAACACACGCAUCGCCCGCCAUGGCGUUCACGAUGCACUCCCAUUCGGGGCAAUUCUGCCCCGGCCACGCAAAAGACCGGCUCGAGGCCAUCAUCCAGCAUGCCAUCAGCAUAGGCUACAAGACCAUGGGCCUGACGGAACACAUGCCCCGUCUCGAUAUCACAGAUCUCUACCCUGAAGAACUCGAAGAGGGCGAUCCCGAGGCCUCCCUUUCCGUUCUCGCGCCCCGGCACGAAGCCUACCUCGUCGAGGCCCAGCGUCUGCGCGAGAAGUAUGCCUCCCAGAUCGACCUGCUCAUCGGCUUCGAGGGGGAAUGGUACCGGCCCGCCUACGGCCCUUUCAUCGAGUCCCUCGCCGCCCACCCGGCCGUCGACUAUUUCAUCGGCUCGCUGCACCACGUCAACGCCGUGCCCAUCGACUACAGCCGCGAGAUGUACGUCGACGCGAUGAAGACGGCGGGCGGCAACGAAGAGAGCAUGUACGAGCGGUACUAUGAUCAGCAGCACGAGAUGCUGACGGCGCUGCGGCCGCGUGUCGUGGGCCACUUCGACCUCGUGAGGCUCAUGAGCGAGGACCCCGGGCGGGACGUCAGGAAAUGGAAGGGCGUAUGGGAGAGGAUCAUGAGGAAUCUGGCGGUCGUGAAGGAGUACGGUGGUCUGUUGGAGUGUAACAGCAGCGCGCUGAGGAAGGGUCUCGAUGAGCCUUAUCCCUGUCGGCUUAUUGCCGAGGCUUGGCUCGAGAUGGGAGGACGGUUCACAUUCUCCGACGACAGCCACGGCAUCGCGCAGGUCGCAACCAAUUACAAGCGCAACCUGGACUACCUCGAGAGCUUGGGCGUCACGGAGGUGUACACCUUUGAGCGCGGGCCCGUCGAGGGCGUCAAUGGGCAUGCGAAAGCCGUGUUGCGGGAGAAGGGUGUUGCGUUAGGGGUGUUUCGGGAGAACUUCAAUUAGAGAGAUAAUUGAGGAUAGACCGCUACAUAUGCUACAAUAGACAUAGACGAAUGAGAACGAUUCUGUAUGAAUUACAAAGACGAAAUAUAGUCUGUUGCGUUGAGAGCGUCGGAAGGCGUUUGUUUCUUCUUCCUUUUUUUUUUUCUUCCGUUUGUAAGGUAAAAACACUAACAAGAUGUUAUCGCGAACACCAUAAGCUAGAAGGGAUGGUCUAUAAUCAGUAGUAAUAAUAGCCCGCUCAGGCCCAAUUGGACUUAUCGAGGUGGAUAACAGUGACUCCAGUUGAGCCGAACCCCUCGCGAUGGGUAACGGUCACGCG
Molecule: messenger RNA, 1587 nt
Organism: Colletotrichum navitas
Lineage: Eukaryota; Fungi; Ascomycota; Sordariomycetes; Glomerellales; Glomerellaceae
Product: histidinol phosphate phosphatase HisJ family protein
Exons: 3
Coding region: 336-1268 (310 amino acids)
Biological process (GO): L-histidine biosynthetic process
Cellular component (GO): cytoplasm
Molecular function (GO): histidinol-phosphatase activity
Source: RefSeq, a predicted model, not a curated record